AUGAUGGCUUCAAAGGUGUUGAUCCAGAAGCGUUUGGCGUCGGCCGCUGCUGCUCAUUCGACCGGUCUGUCGAGCGCGGUUGAAACCAAAGUUAGCAAGUUACCCAACGGCCUUACUGUGGCUUCUGUCGAAGCUAAUGGACCUGUUUCUUCCCUGGUGUUGGCCUAUCGUGCUGGAUCUAGGUAUCAGCAACCAGAUGAAGCUGGAUUGGUUCAUCAUUUGCGAAACAAUGUUGGCAAGGACUCGGCCAACUACUUUGGAGUCAAGUUGUUGUGGCAAAUUGGAUCGGUCGGUGGAAACGUUGUUGCUACACAUGGAAAAGACGUUCUGGCUGUUCAGACUAAUGUGGUAAGUGUUUUUGAUUAGUUUUUUGGUUUUUAGGUAUCAAAUUGAGGUUUGCUUGUUGUCGAAGGGUAUUGAAAGCAAGAAAACAUAAAUUUCUAUUGAUUUUAUUGUUUUAUGUUUAUUUUUUGAAGGUUUUGGCUGUUUUCGUUAGAUUUUCCUUGUUUUAUGGCCGUUUGCUGUCGAAAACUGAUUUUUUUGCUUUUUAUUUUAAAAAUUGAUUAAUAUGAUAAUUUUUAGCUUCGGGACAACUCAGCUAUUGCUGUCUCUAUUUUGGGAGAGUUGGCCAAGCCAGCUCUGAAGCCAUGGGACGUUUUGGAUGCUAAUACUACAUUGGCUUCGGAUUUACAAUAUCAACAGCCGUUCGAGCAAGUAGUCGACUUGGUUCAGCGUGCCGCGUACAGGUAAUUUGAUUUUAGUAGUAUGGAAAAAAAGUUUUAGCUUUUUUGGCUGUUGGAAAGAAAGUUUUUUCAGUUUUUUAAUAAUUUGAUAUUGAACUGCGUGCCAUUUUAACCCUAACUGUUUCAGAAAUGGCUCUCUUGCCACCCCAGUGAACGCUCAGCCACAUGAGCUUGGCAAGGUCACCUUUAAGCAGCUGGAAGCCUUCUCCAACUCACGUUUAGUCAGUGGAGAAGCCGUCCUUCUGGGUGUGAAUGUGGAACACUCCGACCUCUUGGGCUAUGCACAAGCUCAGACAGCUGUCGGAGAAGGUCGAGGAAAAGAAGCCGCUCCAUCUCCAUACAUUGGAGGCGAUAUCAGAGUUGCCGGCCCAUCAAGUCUGGCUCAUGUUGUGAUUGCUGGUGAAGGUGCGGGUCUGAAGGAUGUCAAAGCUGUGGCAGUUCAAAAGGUAUUGGCCGCUUUGGUUGGUCAAAGUAAGUGUUUUUUUGAGGAUUAAAAGGAUUUUUUAAAUGAAAAAUAAUUUUUUUUUUAAUUUUUUGUUCAAAAUUUAUGAACACUUUGCCUAUUUUCAGCCUCUGAAGUCAAAUUCAGCGCAUCUGCAGGCAGCGGAGUUGUGGGCGCAGCCGUCCAGAAGGCCGCCAACCAAAGACCGGUCGGAAUAUCGGCCGUUGAUGUAAACCAUGCCGAGACUGGUCUGGCCGGCGUCUACAUUGUUGUGGAAGGCCAGUACGCCGAGCCAACCGUCCGUGCUGCCUUCGACGGCCUAAAACAAGUGUCAUCAGGAGUGGAUGGAGCCGUCCUCGAAGCUGCCAAGUCGAAUGCCAAGGUCAACGCCUUGUUGUCGUUGGACAACACUGCCGAUUUGGCCUUCGAGUCGGCGGCUGAAGCUCUGGCUCAUGGUGGAGUAACCUCACCAUUGGAGUUGGCCGAAGAAAUUGGCAAAGUUUCGGCUGAAGAUGUGAAGAAGGUAAGGGUUUGGGGCAGGAGAUGGUGGUUCUUGAAGGAAAACGAGGUUUUUCAUUGGGGGUUUUGGCGAUAAAUGACAUUUUUUAAAAGAAUUUAGAGAAAAAAUAGUGAUUUCCUUAAGGGUUUUGGAUAAAAAUUGACUUUUUUAAAUGAUUUUCGAAGAAAAAAUGCAGUUGUUGAACCAUUUUCGGGUGGAAAAGGACAAUAUUUUCAUUUUCAGGCGGCUGAAAGGAUCGUCAAGAAGCCGUCGGUAGCAGCGUUCGGCCGCGUGAACCAAGUCCCCUUCGUCGACCAGCUCUAA
Molecule: messenger RNA, 2008 nt
Organism: Bursaphelenchus okinawaensis
Lineage: Eukaryota; Metazoa; Nematoda; Chromadorea; Rhabditida; Aphelenchoididae
Source: the annotation of a GenBank genome assembly